AGGCUGACACUAGCAGUAGCACAGACAGGAGUCUAUUUCAGUGAGCCAUUCACGUUUGGCACUCAUACUAUAAAUCUGAUAAUUCUCCAUCGUCUCUCAGAAAGCUGAUUGCUGCCACGAGCAGACACUCUUUUCUUCUGUUUUUAAGGUGCAGCAUAAGGAGCCGCUCAGGUACAGAGAUGCUCUUAUUCUGUAACUUGUGUUUGGGUCAAAUCUAAUGUAGUGCGUAUGUGACAGUCUAUCAACAUGGGGUUAUUAUUAGAGUACUAUGAUUUACAAAAAUACUGUAUGUUGAGUCCUUCUUAAUCUGCCUUGUCAUUACUGUGUUGUUUAAUUCUGAUUUUGUUGUGGUUAACUUAAACAUCAAGUUGAAAGUGGUCAUCCUACAUGCCUGCGGAUUAUCUGGCCAUUCACUUUUUCUGUCGCCUAUGCAGAGACUCUUGUCAGUUAUGUUAACACAUGCACGGACUCCAUACUUUGACACUUUACAUGUGAUAUAAUUGCUUCUUAAGGUAAUGUGCUACUGAUUUUUAAUUACUUUUAACAGUGGAAAUGUAUUUUUUAACAUUCAUAAUUUUGAUUAUAAAUAAUUAAGAAAAAUAACCCUCUAUAAUGUGAUUUAUAUUGCUACUAGUAAGUGUAAAUUACAACAGAAUUACUUGUCUGGUACAAUGAGUAUCUUCCUCUGCUUUAAAUCGCAUCGCUGUAACAACUGAGUGAGCGAUAAAUAACUGUGUGCACCUUGCUUUAAAGGGCCAAUGAGUGUUUGGAGUGAGUGAAAUACUUGAGAGGUUAGAGGGAUCGUUCAUCUUCUCCUGUGUACAGCUUUACUUGUAGAGGGGGUUUCAAUUAAGGAAAUGAGCUUUGCUGGUUAUUUAAUGUACUAUAUAACUUCAGUUUUCACAAGAUCAUGUAUUUCUUGCAAAAAGACUUCAUGCUUUUCUCCACUUUGAAAAUUCUAGUGAAAGGAUUUGACACAACAAUGGCUGAGCUGUGAGUAUCAUCACUUAUGGUUUCUUUUAAUGUCCUUAUAGGAUGACUAAAAGCUUUUUGUUUAGCCAGUUUUUGGUGGUCUGUAUGUGAAUGCGCUGACAUGUGUUAUCUCCUUCUUGUUAUUGCUCAAACAGACCUGUGAGUAUCUAUCUUACGACAUUUUACUAAUAAUUCAAUAUUUUAAAUCCCACAUUUGUCCAUUAAGGCCAAGAGAUAAUGUGAGUAAAUGUGAUAGUAUUUGGAGUACAGACUGAAUGAAUGUCAUUUAUUUAUUAUAGAAAAAAUGUAAAAUCUCAUCCUCUCGACGACUGGGGUUGAAGGUAAAUUUUCUCUUCAUUUGAGACUUUCUUUGUUUAUCAACACCUACUUAUAUUGCAUAUAAUCAUGCAUACUAAUCAACAGCCAAAACUAGAUUAGCUAAAACGUUUAAGCAGUAUGAAAAUUCCCUGAAACAUGAAUUGCUUGUGCUGCCUGUUGUUUUAAACACAUAGUUUACAUUGUGGUAUUUCUGUGGAUGAAUACACUUUAAAGGUUGUUUCAUCAUCAUGUUUCAGUUCUCCCUAUAAAUUGAGUAUCAUUUGUGGAAUUUGUAAAAACCUUUUUCCUUUUUGCCCUGGGAAUUUUACGUUUUCAUAUGUGCUUAUUUUUAUCUAUUUUUUUCUUAGAUUAGACUGUUGGCAACGGCUGCUCAGAUGCUGCAGCAGGAAAAGGAGCAGAAGAUACAGGAUAGAGAAGCUGCUCUUGCAGAAAGAGUUCCUCCCCUAAAUCUGUCCGGCCUCUCAGUGCAGGAGCUGAUGGUAAAUCACUUUGUAAUCAUGUUUUGUCUAUCUCUUUCUAUCCCUUUUCCCAUUUUUCUCCUACAUUAGUAUACCACUGAAGCAUGACUUUUACUCUUCCCAAGGAUCUUUGCAAAGACUUGCAUCACAAGAUUGAUGUAGUCGAUGAAGAGCGGUAUGAUAUCGGCCUCAAGGUGAACAUAAAUGUCACAGAGGUGAGCUGCUUGAAAAUCAAUAUGGUAAUCAAUAGAUGCAUGUCUAUACGUUCCUGUUUCUAGUAUUUGUUCUAUGAAGACAAUAAAAACAACAUAACAAGCUGAAAAUUUAACCAACACUACCUCCCAGUGGCAGGAGUGAGAAUCACAACACAUGAUAGAGCCAUGAAUAGACAUUUGUUAUAUCCCACAUAGUUAAUGUUAAGUUUAACAUGACUCCAAAUUGGUGAUUGAGAGAAAACAGGAAGUGUUUGAGUAAAGCAGGAGCACACAGACUUACUCUAUUUUGUGGCAUUCAGGAUAUUUAGUCUCAAGUCACAUUGGUGAACUUGCCUAAACUAAGAUAAAACACAGGGCUAAAUUAUGACUGCUGAUUUUUGCCACCAAUUAAUUGCAUUGCCAUUUAAACUUAAUUGAGGUUAGACUUAUAAUUAAUAGUACUUUAGUGCUCUAGACGUUGUGGACUCUAGUCCAUAAUAUCUUGAAUUACCCCAAAGAAGCUAAGAUCCGGGUAAUAUGAUUCUGUGUAUAUAGACUUGUGUUCAUUUGUUUCCUUCACUUUAAAAUUGUACAAAAGUUUAAUAAAUUGUAUUUUUACCCAUUAAAAAAUAAAAACACUUCAGAGUUAGUUUGACCAAACAAUAUUUUGCAUGAUAUUUAGAAGUAUUUAAUUGUGUAGCUGCAGGUUGCAACUAAUUUACAACAUCUCUCCUUCCGGUAACACUUCAUUUGAUCCCUAUGUCUAUAACGCAUUAUAAAUAUAUGUAUAAUGUGUUAUAAUCACGUUAUAGCACUGUAUAACUAUAAUUAUAAACACUCAUAGAUGAUCAAAAUACUUUAUAAUAAUAAUCAUAAAACAUUAUAAAGCAUUUUAUCAUGACUUACAAGGUCAGGUUUUAUAAUGUGUUACAACUAUUUACAACUCAUUGACAAUGUCCACAUAGAUAAUGUAAUGCAACCGUUGUGUUGAAUAUACUUAGAUUAAUUUCUAAUGUUGUGGUUCCUGAGUAGAUUGAAAACAUGAAUCUGAAGAUCACUGAGAUCCAGAGCAAGUUCAAGAAACCAACCCUGAAGAGAGUGAAGAUCUCAGCUGAAGCCAUGCUCAGCGUCCUGCUGGGCUCCAAACACAAGGAGUCCAUCGACUUCAAGGCCAACCUCAAAACAGUCAAGAAGGAAGAGGAGAAGGUAAGACAGGCCUUAGCUUUGGUGACUGUUAAAUCAUUUGAAGAUCGGCAUAGUAACCUCUUUUGUAUUUCCAUUUUAAUGUCAUGGUUGUAACAGAAGGAAGAGGUGACUGACUGGCGCAAGAACGUAGAGGCCAUGUCUGGUAUGGAGGGCAGGAAGAAGCUGUUUGACGCCUCUGGAAACUAGAGAAAGAAACUUUUCAGUAACACAAAAUCCUUUUUGAGUAAAUUCUCAAUAUUUCUUACCAGCCGAUCCACGAUUAUACAUUAAGAUUACAAAACCUCGAGUGAAUUUGUGACAACAAUGAAAAACAUGUUUGAUAUUUGUUGUAAUUCCAAACAGAGGUAUAAAGGACGGGGAAUGAUUUUCAUUAUAAACAAAGUCACUACAGGCUUUGAGUGGAUUUUGGAUGAUUGGAAAAGAGGAUUAAAGAUUUAUACUUAUCUUUGAGUUUUGUAGAAGUAGUUGACUGUUGCUACUGCUAGCUGUUUUGUGUUGGUAAUGCAGUGACUGUUUGUUGUAGUGUCACUCCGCUGCCAUGUGAUGGCAGCACAACUCUUAAAAUCAUCUCAGGAUUCUCAGGACACACAUGGGCUAUCUAGAGUUGACUGUGGAGGAAAUAUUGUUACCCCCUCUGUUCGCCACAGUGAUGAAUUACCAUAUUUUUUGUCAGACAUUAAACCUGUAUUCAUUAUUAAAGGCAUUAAAGACAGCCUAGUUAAUGUUAAUGCUCUGCUAGUACAUUCUCUUGAUGUUUGGUUGGUUUGCUUGAUACAAACAUGAAAAUUGAUGCUCCUAAAAUAAAAAAGCAAACAGUCUCGA
Messenger RNA from Xyrichtys novacula (pearly razorfish), 3991 nucleotides. Lineage: Eukaryota; Metazoa; Chordata; Actinopteri; Labriformes; Labridae. The record is from the annotation of a GenBank genome assembly.